Molecule: messenger RNA, 618 nt
Organism: Arxiozyma heterogenica
Lineage: Eukaryota; Fungi; Ascomycota; Saccharomycetes; Saccharomycetales; Saccharomycetaceae
Gene: SCM4
Product: Scm4p
Exons: 1
Coding region: 1-618 (205 amino acids)
Source: RefSeq, a predicted model, not a curated record
AUGUCAAGUGAGUCCACUUCCUUAGGUUUGAAAAUUUCAAAAACUGUAGCCAUCUCCUCUUUAGGAUUAUACGCUGGUUUAUUAGCCACAUCAUCAGUGAUAAACAUAUGUUCACCAAUAGAUGCAAUUAAGAAAACUGUUAACACAAUUUAUUGCAGACUGGGUGAAACUGGCUGUCUUCUAGGAACCUUGACUACUGCUUCCUUCGCUGUUAGUUGUUUACUAAUGAAAAAUGUUCCUAGUAGUCAAGAGAAAAAAAAUUUGUUUUUUGGACUAUUGGCUGCCCCAGCAAGUGGUCUAUAUCUCUGGAUUUCAUCUAAAGCAGCCAACUUUAUGUCUGACUUCUGUAAAAACCAGAAUAAAAGCGGUGUUGAAGUAGAGUUACCACCCAAUCAUCCAGAUAUUUACAAUGAAAAGGGUGAAAAAUUACAAUGUCCCUUUAGUGGAACUGUAAAAGAUGACACAAAAGGCAACAAACAUAAAUGUCUAAGCAAAAAUAUCCCAAUGAAACUACUAAAACACUUUAGACCUUGUUUUCAAUCCAUGGGGAUACACAUUUUUAUUGCUUCAGUAAUAACUAUUAUCCCAUUUUCAAAGAUCAUCUAUGAAAGACUUUAG